Molecule: messenger RNA, 1173 nt
Organism: Polistes dominula (European paper wasp)
Lineage: Eukaryota; Metazoa; Arthropoda; Insecta; Hymenoptera; Vespidae
Cellular component (GO): extracellular region
Molecular function (GO): chitin binding
Source: RefSeq, a predicted model, not a curated record
UCUACAACAGAAUCCCAACAACAAUCUACCACAGAAUCUCAAGAACAAUCCACUACAGAAUUUCAAGAGCAAUCGACUAUAGAAUCUCAAGAAUCGACUACAGAGAAACGAGAAGAAUCUACAACCGAAUCAAAUGAAUCGACUUCUGUAACUACAGAACCUUCGAUGGUGACACCUUGCCCCAUUGGAAAUUUAACUGACGAACAAAUAACUCUUGUUUGUCCCACAGGAUUCCGUAGACAUCCACGAUAUUGCAAUUUGUUUUACCAAUGUACCAAUGAAGGUAAUAUGGAGAUCAAGGUUCUCGUUUUAAGUUGCCCCGAAAAUACAGUUUUUGACGAGCACAAGAUUCAAUGUCUCCCUGAAAAUGAAGUCAGUCAAGGUUGUACCGGUCUUCGUGCUAAUGCUAGAUUCUAUAGAAAGUUGGAAGAAAAUUCUAUAACACCAGUAAAAGUCUCAUCACAACCUUUAUGUCCUGACGUUGGACAUUAUCCAUAUCGGCAGGGUUGCAGCAAUACAUUUUAUAAAUGCAAACGGGAUAGCAGAAAUAACUUGCAAGGAUAUUUUUACAAGUGUCCUGUGAAUUUCAUUUACUGGUCGGUUUCCAGAAGAUGUGAACGUGCUACUCGUUUACCUAUGUGCACACAUUUAGCAUUUAGGAAGAAUGAUUUCUGGGACAGUCGAUGGCAAUUACCAGUUGAAGAUGUCAAUCUUUCUGCAAGAGCAUUGCGUCUUUUUUAAACCAUUAGCUAAUGAUAAACUUCCUUUGUAAGUUUCCAAGAACAGUAUGAAUCCCUCAGGUUACAUGCGAAACUUGUCACGAGAAAAUAUUCUACAAAUCUUGCAUGUAAAAGUGAAUGAGUCAAUUAAUUCGACUUCGUCAACAUGGCUGCCAAAGAUCGUGAUAAACAUUCGAUAGAUCUUCGGUAGCCAUCUUGAAACGAUUUAUGUUCGUUCCAAUUUCUACACUGAAACUGAUAAUAUAUUGUAAUUAUAAUCGGUUUCAUAUAGCUUAAUUAAUUUAGUUAGAUAAAACCAUUCAUAAUUAUCAUCGAUCAUAACUCAAAUCAUUGUGGCGUACAAUCUUUACUGACGACUGUGUCGAAUAUUUUCGACAAGAGAUCAUAAAUGAUAAAUGGGGUUUUGGUUGCGGGACUUGUAUGCAAUACAUGA